Messenger RNA from Urocitellus parryii (Arctic ground squirrel), 1174 nucleotides. Its product is annotated as E3 ubiquitin-protein ligase makorin-3-like. The record is from RefSeq and is a predicted model, not a curated record. NCBI's taxonomy places the organism in Eukaryota, Metazoa, Chordata, Mammalia, Rodentia, Sciuridae.
GCUCGAUCGGAGCUCCCGGCUUCAAAUUUUAAACCUAAAACAACUAGAGACAUUCUGGAGCCUUUUUGGGGACAAGAAGGUGCUAUGGAAGAGGCUGCAGCUCCCUUUAAAACUUGCGAGGCAGAUGGGGCCGAGGCAGGUGCCGAGGCAGCGGGGGAGGGUGUGUCUGGGCCGGGCCUCCCCGGGUUUGAGGUCUCUGGAGAGUCUGCAACUUUAGAUGUAAAUCCUCCCGACGUGCCUUCGGGCCUGGCCUCAUUCCCUGUGGCUCCUGGCCCAGCUCACCCCGGCACAGAGGCUGUGGGGCACGCCCAGGCCGCAGGGGGCGGGGCCAACCCCAACCCUCUUCCGGAACCGAACAGUGGCGCCUGGAGAAAGCAAAUCGUCUGCAGCAUUGUUCAUUUCAACGUGGUCACCCAAAUCGUUAACAAGGAGUGGUAGUCUGAUUCUCUGAGGAAGCAGACACCAAGACAGUGUAUGCAAUAAUUUUAUUUGGGAGUGUUUACAUGAGAGAAAAUGUUCAGGAAGGCUUGGAAACACUGCAAACCACAAGACAAAUCUGACAUGAGUGAAGAAUAAAUAUAUAAGGAAAGCAAGAUUGAAGCAUCCUGGACGUAUGCAUUGUGAUGGAAGUUCAGCAAGGCCAUCCAUGUAUUGCUAAGCCAUGAUAUCCUUUUAUUGGAGUCCUCCAUCUGUCAUAAAUAGGCCUAGUCAGACUCAGUCAUAGCUGGGAACAGGCCAUGAGAAAUAUGACUACGGCACAAAUAUCAAAGAUUUUAGAUCACUGUAGCUAGUGCCCUUGGUGAAUUAAACUUCUUGUAGAUGAUAUGACCAUCUAAUGAACCAGAAAGUCUUAAAUGUUCCACCUGUGCUGCUAUUCACGGUGAUAUUAUGGAGGCUGAGAAAUUCCAUGAUCUUCUGUCUAAAAACUGAAGACCCACAAGCUUGUUGGUAUAGUUCCAGUCCAAGUGCAAGGGAUGGAGAACCAGGAAAACCAAUGAUACCAGUUGCAGUCUGAUGUCCCCGUAUGAAUACAGGCAGGGAAAGAAUAUUAUCUUUUACCUUGCCUUUCUUCUAAUAAGACUUCUCUCAGCUGGAUCCAAUAAGGCCUGCACCUAUUUGGGAUGGGCAAUCUGUUUUACUUUGUUGACACAUCAAAUAUUAAUCUCUUCAAGAA